Messenger RNA from Staurois parvus, 315 nucleotides. The record is from the annotation of a GenBank genome assembly. Lineage: Eukaryota; Metazoa; Chordata; Amphibia; Anura; Ranidae.
CAGAAAUGGGCACAAUUGUGCAUGUUUCUGACCUGCUGAAAAAACGUGCUGCUCUUUAGUAAAGUGCAUAGGGAUGCCAUUAAUUCUUAUAGUGUUACUAAAGCUACAACCAGGGGCGGACUGACAACUCAUGGGGCCCCCGGGCAAUAGGGGAUCAUGGGGCCCCUGUGUCCUUGCCCAAACUCAAAAAAGCCCAUGAAAAAGCCAAUGAAAGGUACCAGGGGCAUCUCAUCUGGCCCCCUACUGACCCCGGGCCUUUGGGCAGUGCCCAAGUGCUCAAAUGGUCAGUCUGCCCCUGCUCUGGACUCAGUGGGC